Molecule: messenger RNA, 1977 nt
Organism: Cyprinus carpio (common carp)
Lineage: Eukaryota; Metazoa; Chordata; Actinopteri; Cypriniformes; Cyprinidae
Product: sterile alpha motif domain-containing protein 3-like
Exons: 4
Coding region: 105-1490 (461 amino acids)
Source: RefSeq, a predicted model, not a curated record
GUGCAAAUAUCCUGCCUUGUUGGUAGUAAUUCCACUCUCCUAUGUGUGAUUGGGAUAGUGAACACUUUAAAAGUAACUGUGAAUAAUCAGCUCCAGUGGUGCAGAUGGUAAAGCAAGUGUCGUUGGUUUUUUGCAACCUUACUUCUGUAACUGAUCUACCCAAGGACAAGGCGACACUGAAAAUCCUGUUCAGCCCCUCUGAUAAAUUUUCAGACUCAAGUUUGGAUAUUGCAGUAUUGCCUGUAUCACAAUCUCCAUCAACAUCGACUCAAAUCAGCAGCUGUAUCUCAGAGAUAAAACAGAGUCGUUCACAUCCAUGGCCUGCUGUCUUUACUAUCCCCAACUUCUCAUAUGAUGUUGAGCUGAGACUAAAGCAUGGUAACGAGGCUUACAGUACAGAUGGAACUCUUCUGACAAUGUCUCGAGACAUGCAGACAGAAAUACUGGAUAAACUUGCUGAAGCAGUGUUCGCUUACAAAGCUUACCCAGACAAAGAGGAAAUCAAAAGUGUGGCUGUUGCACUCGUUGAAAAACACCCUUGUCUGAAAGAAAGGGGAUCUGCAGCUGGGUGGUAUGGUUGGAAAUUAAGUUUGACAUGGAAGAUGGGAAACUACAGGUCAAAACUAAGAGAUGCAGGUUGUAAAGAACUCAAAGUGAAUUCUGCAAAGAGAGGUCUAGAGGGACUCCAAGGACAGCGAAACAAAGUGAAGAAGCCAAAAAGGUCUGAGACAAACUUUCUCCCAGAUCACCCUUCAGGAAAAGACCAGAAAACACUGGAACACGAAAGGGAACUGAUGUGCCAGGAGAUGAAGAAGAGGAAUCCAGACAUGAGUUUUGUGAAUACAGCCAUGAGCAGCACAUAUUCUCUCUGGAGACAGGAAAUAGUUGAAAAUGAACCUCCAGUAUAUGAAAUGAAAAAGAGGUGGCCAGCUAUUUUUUGUGAGAGACAGAUCAGUGCAGAAUUCAACAGACUAAUGUCGCUGGACCUGAGCAAGUCCUUUUAUGAGGGUCUCGACCGAAAUCUACCAAAACUGCUGUGCCUGUACCGUUCAAAGCGCUGUGCUGGGAUUGCAGAAAUGAGGACCAUAAUGGACAGCCUAGAUAAAAAUGCAUCAAACCAACGAAAGAGGGUUGCAGUACUGCAGGGUCUGCCAUGGUUCAUGCAUGAGAAUCCAUCGCAAUUCAUAAAGAUCUGUGAGCACACAGGUUCCGAAGAAGUGAUCGGGGGCAUGACUCUAGGAAUCAUCACAGUGGUGGAAGAUGUGACAGACCCCAUUCCAUGCGACUCUGAUGUGGCCCUUGUUAUAGAGGAAGCAGUUGUUCUGCGAGGACUUGGUGACAUACCAAAUGCGUAUGUGAACAUGAUGGGAUUGCUUUAUGCUCUUAACAUAAACUACCCAAAAAACCUCAAAUACACUUUUGAGGUAAUUCAGCGGCUGCUGAUGAACACUGGAGCGGAAUACUUGCAGUGCAAGAGUGCACUCCCUUAAAAAUACAUUGUUAAGUUAAAGAUGUUGUUGAGGUAAGGUGUUGUGUAUUACUAUCAAAGGCCUGUGUUUUUUGAAUAUUUUACAGUUUUUCUUUGUUCUCUGUUCUCUGCAUCGAUGGCCUGACAUCUAUUUUAAACAAGAUUUCAUGUUUUAAAGUUAUUUCAGAAUUAAAGGGGUGUUAUUAAUGUGAAAAGUCUUAGUGUUAGUUUACCCAAAAUGACAAUUCUUUUGUUAGAUAAUCAACCUCAUGUUGCUCUAAACAGUCUUUUGAACACACAUCAAGUUAUUUUUAAUGAAAUUUGUGAGCUUUCUGUCCCUCCUUUGACAGCCUACACAACUAUCACUUUCAAGGUCCAGAAAGGAAGUAAAAGACAUUCUUAAAGUAAUCCAAGUGACUACAGUGGUUUAUAUAUUUGUUUGCAUGCAACCGUAUGUGCUUUUGCAUUCAAACAAGAAGUAGGGCUGGGCGAUAUAUCUAACGAUAUGA